AUGAAGGUAAAGAUAUUAGACUGCAGAAAACAUGAGCACGCGGCGGGUGAAACCCUUGAGUUUCGCUUGAGCGAAGCGGACAACUCAUUCGCCAACGGCCUCCGUCGCGUUCUGCUCGCGGAGGUUCCUGUUCUCGGCAUAGAGUCCGUGACGAUUAUUCAAAACACCUCCGUGCUGCCGGAUGAGAUGAUUGCCCACCGACUCGGUCUUGUGCCGCUCUAUUCCAUGAAGGCACGGCGGAUGCAGUUCAGCCGCGAUUGUCUCUGCGGGGGAAGUGGCUGCGGCGAGUGUCAAAUCACCGGCGAACUCAAACUCCGCUGUCCAUCCGAUCAACACAGCAUGCAGGUCUUCAUCGACGCCCUGAAGAUUGAUGAUGAGGAGGUGUACCCCGUAAGUUCAGAGGAACGUGGUAUUUGGCUUCUCACACUUGGUCGUUCACAGGAAUUAAAUCUUCGUGUGGUGAUUCGUAAAAAUAUUGCCAAGACACAUGCAAAGUUUAUGCCAGUCGCCACUGUGGCUAUGCGUUACGCAUCCGAUAUUGUACUAAACUCCGAUGGAUUCUCCAAACUAGAUGCGGAAGAGCGGCGACAGUGGGUAGAGCGAUGUCCGAGGCAAGUAUUUCGACAUGAUGAAAAGGCAGGACAAGUACUACUUGCAGAUCCCGAUGCCUGUAUUUUCUGUCGUGAAUGUCUCUCAAAGGAACCACCGUUUAAUAAGUUAACAGAACCACUCGUAUUUGUACGACAUAAAAAAGAUAAACGAGGUUAUUAUGACUUUACUUUUACAGUAGAGUCCACAGGGGCUCUACCAGUACUUCAACUUUUGUAUGAUGCUAUUGAUGUUCUUCGCCGUAAACUGGAAAGGGUGCGGAAUGGUCUUAUGGAAGAUCCAAAUGCUGAAGAAAUGGUUCAAACACGUCCUAUCGGUGGUGCCCCAACAGCACCAGUUGUGGUGAAUGAAGACAUUGUCGAGCGUGAAGGAGCUGAAGAUAACCUUACAUUCGUGAUGAAUUGA
Trypanosoma theileri is the source of this 1014-nucleotide messenger RNA. Its product is annotated as DNA-directed RNA polymerase II subunit 3. Gene Ontology annotation, molecular function: DNA-directed RNA polymerase activity; protein dimerization activity. Gene Ontology annotation, cellular component: RNA polymerase II, core complex. Gene Ontology annotation, biological process: DNA-templated transcription. The coding region runs from base 1 to 1014 and encodes 337 amino acids. The transcript has a single exon. NCBI's taxonomy places the organism in Eukaryota, Euglenozoa, Kinetoplastea, Trypanosomatida, Trypanosomatidae. The record is from RefSeq and is a predicted model, not a curated record.